AUGUUUGAACUCUAUCUCACUCUCGUCUUGCUUAUCGUACUAUCAAGCACAGAUGCAGCUCCGGCUAAAUCCGGUUAUCUUAGUUGUUCCGGAAAUAUAUCAUCAGUGACCGAUAUUGAUCGUGUUCAUUUCGCGAUGAACUUGGAGUACACGGAAGCCGAAUUCUUCUUGAAAGGUGCUACCGGAAAAGGGCUCGAUGCGUUUAACGCGACGCUUGCUAAAGGUGGACCAGCCCCGAUCGGCGCCAAGAAAGCCAAUCUUGAUCCUAUAACUAGACGAAUCAUCGAGGAGUUUGGUUAUCAAGAAAUCGGCCAUCUUAGGGCGAUUGCGGAUAUGACGGGAGGGAUUCCACGUCCGCUGUUGAAUCUGACGAGAGAGAACUUUGCAAUGUUCAUGGACCGAGCGGUUGGACGAAGAUCGAACCCUCGGUUCGAUCCUUAUGCGAAUUCACGCAACUUUCUCUUAGCUUCAUACUAUAUCCCUUAUGUUGGCCUCACCGGUUAUGUCGGGACCAUUCCUUACCUUGUCUACUUCAAUAUCAAACAGCUUGUGGCGGGUCUUUUGGGCGUGGAAUCGGGUCAAGACGGAGUUAUAAGGACGCUCCUUUACGAGAGACAGAACGAGACGGUGGAAGAAUACGGCGGGAUCACGGUGGCUAAGCUGACCAACGAGAUAUCUAACCUCCGUAACGAACUCGGUAUGUGCGGGAUAAAGGACGAAGGCUUGUGCGUGCCACCGUGGCUAGGAGCGGAGAAUAGAACCACCAGCAACAUCCUCGCCGCCAAUCCAUACUCUCUCUCUUAUGACCGGACAGCGCAAGAGAUCCUCAGGGUUAUGUACGGCACCGGCGAUGAGCAUCAGCCUGAUGGGUUUUGGCCGUGUGGUGGCAAUGGGAGGAUCGCGAGGAUGUUUCUUGAAGACGACGUUUAUCAUGGUAAUUGCGGUGCAUACACAGAUGGCAAUUGA
Molecule: messenger RNA, 966 nt
Organism: Microthlaspi erraticum
Lineage: Eukaryota; Viridiplantae; Streptophyta; Magnoliopsida; Brassicales; Brassicaceae
Source: the annotation of a GenBank genome assembly